AUGAAUUGUCUGACCGAAAAACUCAUACAAAGUUUGUUGACAGGAGGAAGUGACGGUAGAGUUCAUGUGUUUGAUUUGCAAGCUAUUCCUGCCGAACAUGAACGAAAUGAACCUGUUGCAAGUGUAGCAAGGGCAGAUCGACAUCAAUAUGCAGUUACCUCGGCCACUUGGUACCCUUUUGACACAGGCAUGUUUAUCACAUCAAGUUAUGACACAACCAUUAAAGUAUGGGACACAAAUACAAUGAAGCCAGAGUAUGAAUUCAACUUGGAAUCAAGAGUCAAUUCUCAAUCCAUGUCACCUAUUGCCUCUCAUUCACUUGUUGCAAGUGCCGCGAGUGAGCCCAGGAUUCGAUUGUGCGACUUGAAUAGUGGCGCUUUUACUCAUUCUUUGAUGGGUCACUCUGGUUCCGUAUUAUCUUGUGUCUGGUCUACACAUCAAGAAUUUAUUUUGUACUCGGGAGGAAUGGAUUGUACCAUUCGAGUCUGGGACAUUCGACGUGCUUCUUCGUGUUUGAUGUCUUUAGAUCAAGAGAAUACAACUACAGAUCCCUUAUCUGAUAUGAAUACAGCCCAUGGGAGAGGCGUGAAUGGUUUGACAAUGACAAAAGAUGGUCGAUUUUUGGUGUCACUCGGGCUGGAUGAAAAGAUCCGGUUGUGGAAUACUCAGACAGGCAAUAACACAUUUGUCAAUUACGGGUUUAAUUGGCGCAACCGAUUUGAACUACGGAUGCAGGCCACAAUUGAUGACGAAGCAUGGCCUCCCUUACUCUAUAUACCCAGUGAUGAUAGACAAGUGUUAGUCUAUCGCCUGUUUGAUGGCGUGCUGAUCCGUCGACUUAAGGGAGCAUAUGGUCGAGUGAUUUGUGUGGAGAAAAGGGAGGCGUAUCAAGAGUUGUACAGCGGGUCAAAUGGUGGCGAAGUCUUAGUUUGGGAACCGCCCCUGCAAGAUGAAGAUGUCGUGGACCAAAUUGAACAAAAUGACCUGGACGCAUGGAGUGAUAGUGAUCAAGAAGUACAGCAUACAUAA
Molecule: messenger RNA, 1029 nt
Organism: Gilbertella persicaria
Lineage: Eukaryota; Fungi; Mucoromycota; Mucoromycetes; Mucorales; Choanephoraceae
Product: WD40-repeat-containing domain protein
Exons: 7
Coding region: 1-1029 (342 amino acids)
Biological process (GO): proteasome-mediated ubiquitin-dependent protein catabolic process; transcription-coupled nucleotide-excision repair; protein polyubiquitination
Cellular component (GO): nucleotide-excision repair complex; Cul4A-RING E3 ubiquitin ligase complex
Molecular function (GO): protein binding
Source: RefSeq, a predicted model, not a curated record